This is a messenger RNA of Nylanderia fulva, 1243 nucleotides long. NCBI's taxonomy places the organism in Eukaryota, Metazoa, Arthropoda, Insecta, Hymenoptera, Formicidae. The record is from RefSeq and is a predicted model, not a curated record.
UUUAACGCGCGCGAAGCGCGUGCUUAUAUUAUCUAAAAAUAACUUUUGGUCCUCCUAUUUCUUCUCUUGCCUUGUGACAUUAUAUUACAUACUCUCUCUCCUCCUACCAUGUCCCUGCCUCUCUUGGUUCUGUUCACUCGGAGAUUACAUUAGUAUUUCUAUACUAUUUUUAAGAUAUUAUUUUAUCAAAAUAUUAAAAUAUUUCUAAUCUAUUGAAAUAAAAUUAGAUAUAUACUUAUGCUUGAUGCAUAAUGCGACAAAUUUUCAGUGACAUAUUCGUAAGCGGACCUGAGUGGUGUAAAUGCUUCUCCAAGGCCGAACGUCCAUGUGUCGCAGUGCGUAAACGAUCAUCGCCGGAUUCUGCACCUGCAUGCGAUUCGCGAGGAUAUUAUCGUAGUACUCAAUGUCAUCGAGGCCUUGGCCUUUGUUGGUGCGUCGACCCGCACGGCGUUGAGUUUGCUGGUACCAGAACACGCGGUACAAAGCCUGAUUGCGACACGAUUGUAAACAAGAUUAGCAGCGGUGGACUCAAGACCAACAGUGUAGAUCUUGAUGACGAUGAAGAUGGUGAUACCGAUUCUGCUCAGGAUCUUGAAGGCUCGGCUGAUCAACCCCUAGAUUUUUAGAUUAUUAGGGAGUAGCGAUCAGUAAAAAAAUAGAAGUACAGCAGCUUGACCGAUAUAAGUAAAAAUCAACCAUACCGUCAAAGAAAUGCGUAAAAUGAUGCGCGCAUCCAGUCCAUGUCGUCCACUGGCCUCGAGAAUAGCCGUUGUAAUCGGGAUGUCCUCCAUGUCAUCGGAUCAUCUGUCGAUCCUACUGAGAUAUCCAUGCGUGAUAAACAAAACGUAAGCCUAAAUUAAUUCCGAGUACAACGAAAAACACGACGAUCAUUAAUUAUGGGAAAGUCGGAUCUGAAGCGAGUCGCGCUGGAAUACAGCGAUUGUUGAAUUGUAACGACUUCAAUCCUCCUUCAUUCUAGUUAGAAAAUCUCAACGUCAUCGACGUUAAUGUAGCAAAUGUCUUGCCUGUCGUAAUAAUCGCGCAUACAUCCGAUAAGUGGCAUUUGCAAACAAGUCUAUGUAAGUCAUAGAGUUUAUAUAUCUAGAAGCAGGGUUGGGAAAGUUACUUUCUAAAAGUAACUAGUUACAGUUACAGUUAUUUCAUUGAAAAAGUAAUUAGUUACAAUUACAGGUUACCGAUUUUAAAAAAUAACUCGUUACAGUUAUAGUUACUCAAAAAGUAA